GGGCAGCGCCAGUCGUGUCCCAGCAGCGGCACCGUCGACAUGUAGCUGCGCCGGCGUGACUUUCUUUCCGCUCGUGCUCCUCGCCCUGGUCGUCGAGGCGUUAGUGUUAGCGAGAUAGGCCUACACGCGGGUGUAUUGUUUUUCUUUCUUAGGCCCAACAGGAGUGUGCAGUGAGUGAUGUUUAACUUAAGUCAAAACGCAACUAGUACCUGAGAGAUUAAGAUAUAUUUUAUAAAUGUAUAUAUGUCUGUGUAUAUAUAUAUGAAUAAAAGAGAGCACCCCCAAAAAAACUUUAACAAAUAACAAACAAAAACAAAAAAACAAAGAGAGACAAAGUAAAUAGACCGAUAGACAAACCUCCAAAAAAAAUAAAGACAAUGAGAGCGAGAGCGUCUUACCCUGAGGGACGCCGAAAACUCCUGAUGGCGGCACUGGGUUUCUUGUCCCUGAUGGUGUUAGCGCCGGUUGCUGUGGCCCAGUUCAAGACGGAGCGGCCGCCGUAUCCGGACUUCCUUAAUUACGGAAAGAAAAAGUUCACCAAGCCCGGGAUCGAACUGGAGAAUGAGAUUAUCAAGUCCAAAGUCGAGGUUUUGGGGGAGAUCCUCAAGAGCCACGUCCAUCAGCUGAGACAGGCACCGGGCCAGAGGGUGGAGCUGGUUUUCCUCGUCGACGCCUCUGCCUCCGUCGGCGCCGAGAACUUUUUCAAUGAGAUUAAGUUCGUCAAGAAGCUGUUGGCGGACUUCGCUGUCUCGUAUAACCAGACCCGGGUCGCUGUCAUCACGUUUUCGAGCAAGACCAAGGUGAUACGACACAUCGAUCACGUGACCCAAGCAUCCCCUGACAACCACAAAUGCACCCUGUUAGAAACGGAACUGCCAAGAAUCAAGUACUCAGGUGGCGGAACCUACACCUUGGGGGCAAUGCUGGAAGCUCAGAGCGUCCUCGCCCUCGCCCGCAACGACGCCAGGAAAGCCGUGUUCCUGGUGACGGACGGCUACAGUAACGGGGGUGACCCAAGACCCGCAGCCGCUUUCCUGCAGGCAAGGGGCGUCACGAUCUUCACCUUCGGCAUCAGGAAUGGCAAUGUUAAGGAACUGUAUGACAUGGCAUCUGUGCCGAAGGAGGAACACUCUUACAUUCUCGACACCUUUGAGGAGUUCGAAGCCCUGGCGAGGAGGGCUCUCCACGAAGACCUACACAGCGGCUUCCUCAUCCACCAGCCUCCCCGGACGUGUGGGAAACUGUGCGAGGAAGGAACCUACUGCUGUGACGCCGAUGCAGCUUGCACGUGCGACACACACACGGGGCACUACGCCUGCACGUGUCGCAAGGGAUACUAUGGCACGGGGAUUCUGGGCGACUGUAGACCGUGUCCCCCUGGAACCUACCGGACGCACCAAGGGCCCGGCGACAUGUCCUCGUGCUCACCGUGUCCAGACCCGCACAUGGUGAGCGACGCGGCCUCCACUUCGCCCCAGCAGUGCUACUGUAAGAGGGGCUUCAAGCAAGUGGGCCAGGAGUGCCUCAUGUUGCAGUGCCCAGUGCUCGCGCCUCCGGAAAACGGCUACUUCGUGCGCAACACUUGCAACAACGUGGUCAACGCGGCGUGCGGCGUGCGUUGCAACCCUGGCUACACCCUCAAGGGCUCCUCCAUCAGGAUGUGCGGCGAGAAUGGCGAAUGGACGGGGUGGAACGCCCGAUGUGUCAUGAAAUCCUGCCCAAAUCUCAAGCCCAUGGCCCACGGGACGAUGGUGUGCACGCAGCCCACGCCCAUCAUGGACACCGAGUGCCACUUCACCUGCGAUCCGGGAUACCAGCUCGUGGGGUCUAAGAUGAGGACCUGCCUGCCGGUGGCCAUGUGGGACGGGAUACCAGCCUAUUGCAAACCCAUCUUCUGCCCGCGCCUUCCUCCUCUCCUCAACGGCAGGAUCCGACCCGGUUCCUGCUCCUCCUCCAAGUCCAAGUACGGAUCGAGGUGCGAGUUCGCCUGCGAGUCCGGGUACCAGAUAAGUGGACCGAUUAAGACCACUUGCAUCGACCCUGGAGUGUGGUCGGAGGGCCAUAAGUCUCCUCGGUGUGUAGACGUAACUCCACCAGUGAUUCAGUGUCCAGAGAACAUAACAACAUCGACCGAACCUCACGAAGUCUAUGCGAACGUCACCUGGAAUCCACCUCAUGUAAAAGAUAACUCCAAGGGCAAGGUCAAAGUACACACAGUCCCGGCCACCAGUCAGCCCAUGAAAAUGAAACUAGGGAACCACACUAUUACUUACGUCGCCAUGGACAAACUUGGGAACAAAGCGUCGUGCGAAUUUUCUAUCACCGUUGUUGACAAGGAACCACCACGAAUUGAUGAGUGUCUAUCCCCUCCUGUCUUCCUAUCCCACGAGGAAGUGGUAGACGUGUAUUGGGAGGAACCCAUAUUUUCGGAUAAUUCUGGAGGAGAAGUGAAGAUAACGCGAUCCAAGGAACCCGGGCAGUUCCCUCAAGGAGAUACCUUAGUAGAAUACUGGGCAGAAGACGCGGCAGGCAACGUAGCAACUUGCAACAUCACCAUCACGGUUCAAAUGACGUCCGUGUCAAACAGCAUCUCUCAGUACGGCGAGAUGGCAAUGGGAGAAGAGGACGACUCCAUCUGCGAUGACAUCUUCUUCAUGGGGCAGGUUGAAAAUCAGCUAGAAAAGAAACUGGAAGACGCACUUACAGCCAUGUGCUCUGAUGACGUAGUGUGCGAGGUGGCAGCGGUGGAGGCUGUGUGCGAAAGCAUCCUCGCCGACGCAGAGGAAGAAUUCAACUCCAUUGGCUUCUUCAGGAGAAGAAGGUCGGCGGAAGAAGACGUCCUGAACCGAUACUGGCCCCUGCGACACUCCGAAGCAGGCUGGCUGUACUGGCAGAGGGGGGCGGCAGGCGCGGCGGGAGAGAGGGUCAAGCGAGACGCUCUUCUGCGGGAGUUCGAUGCGCUCGACGACUUCCAGCGCCGAAAGAGGCAGUUCGGCCUGACGAUUCAACAGUUUCUCGGCGAGAAGACGACGACUCAGGCCCCGGCGACGGCGAACAGCAGGGGCGAGAACUACCUCGGAGUCCUCAUCGACCUCAUCACCAAAUCCCUCGCGUCCGACGUCAGCACCGUGCGGUUCAACUCCUUCCUCACCAAACUGAGUCCUCAUGAGGGGGACUUCACAACCAACGACUUCCUCCAAGCUUUCUCAGAGGAGUUCGGCGAGGACAAGACCAACAGGCUCCGCGAACUGGCCGGCAAGCAGCUGAGUGGCAUGAAGAUCCCGGGGAUUCAUCCUCUUGACGAAACGCAAGCCAAGAACCGCACGGCAAGAGACAACGACAGCGACCCUUUCCCCUCGUUUCCCGGCGAUGAAAUCUCGUCGAAUGACUACGGCGUCGAUUACGGUUCCCCUUCUAUCAUGUUCCCGGGUGAUCUCGACCCGACAACGCCCGCGCCCCCUGAGGGCAAGAGGACUUUUAAGAUACGAUUCACUGUAGAAGGUCACGGUUCAGGAGCGAAGGACCAGGUAGGAGAGGCUAUGGAUGGCCUCCUUAAAGCCGCGGGUGAUGGCCAGUUAGACGUGAACUUUGGCCAACGGCAGCUCCGUGUAGCGGCCAUAAGGCUCAAGGAAAAUCCAGAAUACCUUUGCGAACCUGGGAGCAUCUCGCAGGGGGACAAGUGCGUGAAAUGUCCCGUUGGCACCUUCUUCAACGUGGUGCUAAAGGAGUGCCAGUCGUGCCCAAAAGGGUCAUUCCAGCCCCAGGAGGGCCAGGUGUCAUGCAUCGUGUGUCCCUCCAACACCUCAACGAAAGUCAGUAGUGCCAAGAGUGACCAGGACUGUAAAGCCCAGUGUCUGCCGGGGUCCUUCUCCGAGGACGGGCUGGAGCCGUGCGUGACGUGCGACCUUGGCCAGUACCAGGACGAAUAUGCUUCUUUCUCAUGUGCUUCUUGUCCGCACAACACCACGACUUGGAGGAGAGGUUGCUGGGUCAUCGAAGAGUGCCAGCCGGCCUGUGAACCUGGCUCAGUGUCAGAGACGGGGCUGCAGCCUUGCUUCGAAUGUCCCGUUGGCUUUUUCCAGGAGAAGAGCGGCCAGACAGCGUGCUUCAGGUGCCCUCACGGCGCGGAGACUGACGGCCAAGGCUCUACCUCAUUCUUCCAAUGCCAUGGCGUCACUGAGGGAGAUCAGGCGGCGCACACGAGCCUGGACACCCUGACCAUCAACGACUGCUUCAGCACCCCUUGCCUCCACGGCGGGUCCUGCAGCGCCUUAGACUUCGGAUACGUGUGCCAGUGUGUUUCCGGUUAUUCAGGCCAGCAGUGCGAGACCGAGAUCGACGAGUGCGAAAGCGACCCCUGCUUCAACGGGGGGACUUGCCUCGACAUGCUCGACGGCUUCCACUGCGAGUGUCCGCCGGGCUUCACGGGCUCCCAGUGCGAAGUCGACAUCAACGAGUGUGAGCCCGACCCCUGUCAGAACGGUGGCACUUGCGCCGACCUCACCGAUUCUUUCAAGUGUAUCUGCCAGAGUGGCUACACUGGCGAGGUGUGCGACAUGGACAUCGACGAGUGCGCCACCGGCCCUUGCGCAGAGGGGGCGACGUGCGAGGACCGCCUGAACGACGUGUUGUGCGUGUGUCCCCCGGGCGUGACGGGGCGGUUCUGCGAGACGCCCAUCAACGAGUGCGAGUCCUCACCCUGCGAGCACGGCCUCUGCAUCGACCAGGUCAACGCAUUUAAGUGCGUGUGUGAAUCGGGUUUCGAAGGCGACACAUGCGCCAUAAACACAGACGACUGUGCCUCUGCCCCGUGCCAGAACGGGGGCACUUGCACGGACUGGGUCAACGGCUUCUCGUGUGCCUGCAGCCCUGGAUACACUGGCACCAACUGCGAAACAGAGAUGUCAACGGAUUUCGUCCUCGAUUUCCCCAAGUCAGGAAUUUUGGAUUACGCGGCCAUAGAAAAGGUUUCUCGUCCCAUGAACAGCUCAUCGGCGUGCUUCUGGAUGAAAACGGAUGACCGCGACAACUACGGAACGCCCUUCAGCUACGCCACGGAUUCCCAUGACAACGCCUUCACUGUCACUGACUAUAGCGGAUUUGUGUUGUAUGUGAACGGCGAUAAGCGCAUCACAGAUGUCGGUGCCAACGACGGGCUGUGGCACUUUGUGUGUGUCACCUGGAAGAGCUUUAACGGGACUUGGGCCAUUUACCUGGACGGCCAGCUGGCCGACAGUGGCACUGGAUUGGCACCGAAUGCGACCAUAGAAGCCUCAGGGACGCUGGUGUUAGGACAGGAGCAGGACCAACGCGGCGGCAGCUACAGUCCGCAGGAGUCCUUCCGCGGAGAAAUAACGCUCUUGAACCUGUGGGACGAGGAGCUCUCGCCGGCCGACGUCGCAGGAAUCUUCUCCCGCUGCGACAGAUACGUCGGGAGCGUCGCCGGGUGGCCGGACUUCCAGGCUGGGAUCAAGGGGCAGGUCAAGGUGAAGCCGUCAACCUUCUGCCGUGGCUGUGGCGUCCCCUCGAAGCCCAGCAACGGCCAGGUGCAGGUGAACGGCGGAGGUGCAGGCGCGGUGGCAAACAUCGAGUGCGACCAAGGCUUCAAGUUGUAUACCGGCGACGCUGAGAGAACGUGCCUUGUGCAUGGCAUGUGGUCCGGGCCAGAGCCGGAAUGUCGACGCGUUACGUGUGGCUUCCCCGGGUACCUGCUGAACGGACACGUGAAUGGCACCGCAUAUAGCUUUGGGGACGUCGUCAGCUACACGUGCAAAGCCGGCUUCGUGAUCCGCGGGGUGAGCAGCAGAACUUGCCAGGACGACGGGAUUUGGACGGGAGAACACCCCGAGUGCGAAGUAAUCAAGUGCCCGAAUCUCCACGCGGGUCCCAACGGCCAGGUGACCAGUCAUCUCGGGAACUACAUGCCCACCAACCAGAUAUCCUUCGCCUGCGAGGAAGGGUACCUGAUGGACGGCCCUGCGGUGCUCACUUGCGGCGGCGACGGCGAAUGGAGCGGGGAUCCUCCUGCCUGCCAGUCGGAGGCUUGCGGGGAGAUGCCCAGCAUCGUGAAUGGGUACGCAGAGGGCGGCCCCGUCGUACGGCCCGGGGAACAGGUGGAGGUCAAGUGCAACGCAGGCUACAAACUGCAGGGCGACCCCAUGGUCACGUGCAAGGACGACUUCACGUGGUCGCGUCCGCUCCCCAAGUGCAACGUCCCCAAGUGCGAGAAACCUCCGGCUGUCGUUAACGGAAGGGUCAAGGUGCGCGCUUCAACCGUCUCCAGGGAAGCCGUCUACAUGUGCGAUCCUGGCUUCGUCGUGGUAGGGGCAAAGACCCUUUCCUGUGGCGCAGAUGGCGAGUGGAGCGGGCCUUGGUCCACGUGUGAAGCACUACCCUGCCCCAACCCUACUGUGCCUGCCCACGCCGUCAUGCCCAAGAAGGAUGUGUGGCGAGUCGGAGACCUCCUGGCGUAUGAGUGCGAGUUGGGGUACCUUCUGCAGGGGAGCAGUUUCACCGAGUGUAUCGACAACGGCGGCAAAGGCGAGUGGAAUGGCGCGGUUCCCAAGUGUGUGAUUGCUACGUGUCCGCCGCCCAACAAGCCCGAGAAUGGGAUCGUUUCAGUCGUGCACAAGCCUCAGAACCCUUCAGGUGACCUCAAUACCUUAGUCCUCCCAGCGGUGUCCGGGGAGUCUGAAUCUCGUAGAAAACGCAGUCUAGAUUUUCCGAGUUUUCCAAGUAUUGGCCAGUCUAGUUCUGACGACGACCCUGAUUGGCUACCGGAUGAUUAUGAUUAUGAUAACUCGCAUGGUACUGGUCAAUCUUCGCUCGAUUACACUGAUUAUUCACAGAGCACAGGCCUGUCUACCACAGACUAUGAUUAUACUGGACAGAAAUCAGGCGGCUUUGAUGUCUUUGGAAAUGUUGGGGGUUCUGAUUAUGAAGACUUCGGCCAGCAAACAGGUGGCUUCGAACUUUCUCAAAGUACAGGACAGUCUGCUGAUUAUGAAGACUUCGGACAGCAAACGGGUGGCUUCGAACUUUCUCAAAGUACAGGGCAGUCUGCUGAUUAUGAAGACUUCGGACAGCAAAGUGGCUUUCAAUUAGGAACAGGUCAGUCCACAGAUUUUGACUACGCUGGACAGAAUACAGGCCAGACAUUUAUAUCUUAUGACGACUUGUCUCAGUCUAGUACACAACAAAGUGCUGGUGAUCUCAGUCUGGUACAAAAGGGUGACUAUGUAUAUGGUGUAGAAAUUGAAUACGACUGCAGCCUUGGGUAUAAACUUCUUGGUGCCCGAAAAAGACACUGCACAGAAACAGGUGACUGGGAUUCACCAGAACCUCGAUGUUACGAACAGUUCUGCUCCGAGUUACCCCCUGUGCAGAAUGGAUAUAUCAUUUACCAUGGGUCUGGCGUUAAUAGUCAAGCAGAAUAUGUAUGUAAUCCUGGCUACAGCCUUGUUGGGGCAGACUUUCAACUUUUGUGCCAGAUGGAUAAAACAUGGGUGGGAGAAAUACCCACUUGUGAGAUCAUGGACUGUGGAGACCCACCAGAUAUCGAAAACGGAACUAUCUCAUUCACAACAACCACUUACGGUUCUAUGGCAACAUAUGACUGCUUCUUUGGGUUCGUGAUAGAGGGAAGCUUCGAGCGAUACUGUGGAGCUUUGGGCUUCUGGAAUGGCUCUGUUCCUCGCUGUAUUGCUGUUACCUGUAACCCACCUGAGGUGAUUGAUAAUGGUUACAUAAGCUUUGAUGGGAGCCUGUAUGUAGGUUCCCCAAUAGAGUACGAGUGCAAGGUUUGUUACAAGCUGAAUGGAACACGAUACAGAACCUGCAAUACAGAUGGUACAUGGACCCUGGAGGAACCAACUUGCAACCAAAUAUACUGCAGUGAAAUUCCUGCUAGCAUCCCGAAUGGGAGAGUUAUAGGUGAUGAUAAUUCCUGUGGCUCACUCGUGGAAUACGAGUGUUCUCCUGGGUAUCGCAGAAAUGGCAGGCGAAAUGCCACAUGUAAAGAGACUGGAAAGUGGAGUUCGGAAACGCCAGUAUGCGAGAGGAUCACCUGUGGACCGCCACCUCUUUUGGCAAAUGGUCAUCACAUAGGUCAGUCGUAUGAUUUCACAGACAAAAUUACCUUUGAGUGUAAUGAAGGCUACCUCAUGACUGGACCCAAAUUACGUGUUUGCCAAGCAGACGGCACGUGGUCUGAGUCUUCUCCCAUGUGUAACAUUGUAAAUUGCACCAAGCCUCAAGGGGUCUCAAAUGCAAAGAUAAGGAUGAGUGGUCUGUUCUUUGGGUCUUAUAUUGAGGUGGUAUGCAAUCCAGGAUACACCAUGGAUGGGGACAAAGACCUAAUGUGUAAUGCGGAUGGAAACUGGGAUAAAGAAAUGCCAUACUGUUUGCCAGUCAUUUGCCCACCUGCUCCCCAACUACCAUAUGCAACUUACAACUCGAGUGAGAAACAGUUCGAAGCCUUCACGGUCUUGAAAUAUACCUGUGACAGUGGAUAUCGUUCUGCAGGAUCAAAUGACAUUUUGACAUGUGGAGCUACAGGUGAAUGGGAAGGCGAAGCAAUUCAGUGUCAGCCUGUGGACUGUGGGGAUCCUGGUACUCUACAUGGCGAUAUUGGCGGGAGCAAUCACACUUUCGGUGGCGUGAUUACCUUUACCUGCAAUCCAGGUUACAAGCUUUUGGGUUCCCCGACAACAGAGUGUUUAGCUGACGGCUCCUGGAGCAAUUAUGUCACUUCCUGUAUACAGAUCUUAUGCCCAUCCCCGUUGCAGAUUACAAAUGGAAAGAUAGUGUCGGGUGGCAGUGGUAGUGCAUUUGGUGCUACCGUAACAUAUGAAUGUGGCCCCGGAUACAUAAUGACUGGUGAUGCCACCCGGACGUGUACUGACAGCGGAUCCUGGACUGGAGACAACCCACAGUGUAAACCGGUGACUUGUCCAGAGCCAUUCGAGGCUCUGAAUGCUGAGAGAGAGGGUGACAUUUUCGAAUUCGACCACAGCAUCAAAUACAAAUGUACGGAAGGCUUUACAAUGCAGGGUGAGGAUGAGAUAACCUGCAGAGCAGAUGGAACAUGGUCAGAUGCAGUCCCUGUAUGUGAGAUGGUGACCUGUCCUACCAUACCCGAUAUCGCGCAUGGUAGAUGGGAACUCAGAUCCUUGGCCGAAGUACCCUUCAAGACGGAGCCUAUUACUGCUAAGGGGCAUGCCAAAGGACGUGCUAAGGGGCGUACAAAAGAUCAUGGAAAAGUCGCCAAAUCUGCCAAACUCCAGGAACUCUUGCAGAACGCGGGCGACGAAGGCAUCGUUCAUAAUUUCGGUGACCUGGUCGAGUUCGAAUGCGAUCCAGGUUAUGACAUGACCACCAGUUCCUUGCUCGAGUGCACCGAACGAGGCUGGAGUGCUCCUGUGCCGCAGUGUCACCCCGUCAUAUGUCCCAUCCCUAUCCAGAUCCCCCAAGGAAGUAUCACCGGUAGCAAUUACACCUUCGGCAACACGAUCACCUAUACGUGCGAGGAAGGCCACGAGUUAAUCGGGGAAACCAUCCGAACUUGCCAGGAAAACAAGGAGUGGAGUGACACGGAGCCGUUCUGCAAGGAGGUCGAGUGCCCGCGGCCGGCUCCCCUGGACGACGGGCAGACCAUUGGCACUGACAUUACGUACCAGUCCAUUCUCUCCUACGUCUGUGACCCAGGGUUCAAGCUGGAAGGGGUUAAAACUAGGACGUGUGGCAGCGACGGACACUGGACCGACGAGCAGCCAACUUGCGUCGAAGUGUUCUGUUCUGUCCCUGACGAAGUCGCUCACGGCACGAGGAACAUCAUCAGCCUUAGGGUAGGCGGCACAGUGAGGUACACCUGCAUGGAGGGCUACCGCAUGCAGGGCGCGGCGACACUCAACUGUGCUAACGACGGCGUGUGGGACUCGGCCGCUCCGAGGUGCGUGCAGGUGGACUGCGGCCCCGCGCCCUCCGCCCCCUUCGUCGUCAGCCACGGCGACUACACCGUUUACGGUUCGAAGGUGAGCUUUGGGUGCGAGCGAGGCUACCGCGCCGAGGGCCCCGAGUGGACCACCUGCCUGCAGUCCGGCAGCUGGAGCAACGAAGCACCCGACUGCCAGCUGGUCGUGUGCCCGCCGCCCUCCGCCCCUGCGCACGGACGAGUGCUGAAUCACGGACAUGUGGCCCCCGACGAUGACGAUGACUCCUCAGCAGAACGAGAGAUCGAAGAGAUGCUCCCGGUCAUCCCGAGGAAGGGCGGGACGAAGACGAAGAAGACGAAGAAGGGGAAGAAAGGGAGAGGAAAAGCACCAGCGAAACUCGUGUCCCAAGAUUACCGCGUGGACGACGUAGUGACCUGGACCUGUGACGAAGGGUUCAGUACGUUCGGAGACACGAACGCCACCUGCCUCGAGGACGGCUCGUGGUCCUCGACGCCCCCGAGAUGCAGGAGGAUCUUCUGUGGAAUCCCCACUCUGCCUGACUACGCCAACGUCAAGGGCGACGACUUCCUAUACGGAGCCAACGUCACGUACUCCUGUAGGGAGGGAUACGAACUGGAAGGAGAGAGCAUCCUCACCUGCACUGCCAGCGGCACGUGGAGUUCCGAAGUACCCACCUGCCAGCCGGUGUCUUGCGGGCCGCCCACGGUCACGCCGCACACACAAGUCACUUACAUUCUCCCCGAACACAACCAACAACACAGCUUCGGUUCCACGGCCUCCUACUUCUGUCGGGAAGGCUACGAACUUAUCGGCGCGCAGUACCAAGUAUGCGAAGUGAACGGCGACUGGGUGGGAGGCUCGCACACCUGCGUGGAAAGGCUCUGCGAGGAAUCCCCGGCGCUGGCUCUCGGUUCCGUCACGAGGGACGACAAAACGCGGCCGCAGGCGGCCCACUUCUCCUGCCUGCCGGGAUACAAUCUCGUGGGCGACAGCUUCGUGACUUGCAGUCUGGGGAAAUGGCAAGAUUAUAACACGACCUGCCAGCCCGUCAACUGCUACGAGCCCGAAAUCCCGAGCUACGGCAAGAUCACCGCCAAGCACUUCACCUUCGGCAGCGUGGCCAACUACUCGUGCGUGUACGGCUACAUGCUCGUCGGGAAUCCGUCGGUCGAGUGCGACGUCGACGGCUCAUGGAAGGGGGCGAUGCCGGUGUGCCAGCCCGUGGACUGUGGCGUGCCGGAGGCUCCGGCAAAUGGCCAGGUGGAGUCAACCUAUACUGACCUGGGUGCUGAGGCGCUGUACCACUGCGACACAGGCUACGAGCUCUUCGGCAACGACACGAGGACCUGCAACGCCAACGCGAGCUGGAGCGGCAACCUCCCACAGUGCCACCGCGUGGACUGCGGCGAAGUGAAGCCGCCUCACAAGGGCUUCGUGAUGGGCGCCCUGACGCUCUACGGAGACCGCGUCAAGUUCGCCUGCGAGAAAGGCUACGUCCUGCGCGGCCAAGACGAGGCGACGUGCGGCGAAUCCGGCGUCUGGUCCUCCGAGGUCCCCGCCUGCGAGCGCGUGCGUUGCGUCGACCCCAUCGCCCCCCCCAACGCCGAACUGCCACCGUCUGCCCCGAGUUCCUACGCUUACCAGGACCGCGUUCACUUCCGGUGUAAGGAGGGAUACCUGAUGCGAGGGAAGCUCUCCUCUACCUGCCUGGCCUCCUCGUCGUGGUCUCCUGUGAGCGGCCAGUGCAGCAAAAUAUCGUGCGGGCGUCCGAAGAUGAAGGAAGGGGGCGUCGUGGUCCGCGGAAGGUACUACUACCAGGACCGAGUGGUAUAUCGGUGUCCUUCGGGCAAAGUUCCCAAUGGAACGAAAGUGCUGACGUGCCAGGCUGACGGAACGUGGUCGGGAGUGGCAGCGUGUGUGAAGAAAUGCGCCAAACGGUGCCUCAACGGUGGCAUCUGUCUCAACAACAUCUGCUCUUGUCCGCCGGGUUAUCAAGGCAACAGAUGUCAACAUGCCCAGUGCCCGUUGCCCUGCCUGCACGGGGGCAUCUGUACGGGUCCUCAUCGCUGCACCUGCAUCCCAGGAUACACCGGGCCUCGUUGCGAAACGUACGUGUGCGAGAACGGCUGCGGCGACCAAGGGACGUGCAUCGGACCUAACGUUUGUCACUGCGACCGCGGCUACAUAGGGCCCGCUUGCGACACGGAAGACUAUGACUAUUAUCGAGGGUAGCGGACUCCUCGCAGCUCAGGCCCCUUCAAGUCACCCUCGAAGCGUGGCCGGUCCUCAGGCAUCUUCAGAAAGGACGGAAAGAGAAAAAAAAAUAUAUAAAGAUCUAAGUGUCCUACCAACCGAGGACAUUUCUUCAUGUAGAGAUAAAACUAAAUAACGCAUAGGUCUUAUACUGUUUGUACGAUAAACAAAUCUCUCAAGCAUUGUGUACUAAUAAUAAAAUGCGGCUCUUUACUUCAUAGCAGAGUAGAUUACAGGAUAUUAGCUAUAAUUUCUGUAUAUAGUAUUCUCAUAAUGGACGUUGGUGUUUUGUACCAUUAGUAAUGCAAUGAGGAAAACCUGUAGUCAUUAUCAAAGAUAUCUGUACGAGAAAACAUAUCACAAA
Penaeus indicus is the source of this 12570-nucleotide messenger RNA. Its product is annotated as sushi, von Willebrand factor type A, EGF and pentraxin domain-containing protein 1-like. Gene Ontology annotation, molecular function: calcium ion binding. The record is from RefSeq and is a predicted model, not a curated record. The transcript has 51 exons. NCBI's taxonomy places the organism in Eukaryota, Metazoa, Arthropoda, Malacostraca, Decapoda, Penaeidae. The coding region runs from base 378 to 12185 and encodes 3935 amino acids.